Molecule: messenger RNA, 1847 nt
Organism: Marchantia polymorpha subsp. ruderalis
Lineage: Eukaryota; Viridiplantae; Streptophyta; Marchantiopsida; Marchantiales; Marchantiaceae
Source: the annotation of a GenBank genome assembly
AAUAUGACUCCCACAGCGAUAUUUUUUUUUCGAAAAUAGAUCAGGUCCACUCUGCUGAAUACAGCGAGGGCAGUAUAUGAGGGUCUCCCUUCCACCGAGAACAUCAUUCCCCUUCACUGCAUCGGGCAAGCAUUCCGAGUACUGUCGGCAACCUGUAAGGGGGGAUCAUCUCCUGUCUCAAACAGGAGCAUCAUGGCUUUCAGAAACAGUUUCAAUGCGUUCACUCUGCUGGCAAUUGCUCUUUUGGGAGUGAUUCCUUGCGCUGAAGUACUUGCUCAGGGUUUACCACCGGGAUUCCUACCACCACCUGACUUCCAAGCACCACCUCAAGGAUUCCCAGUUCCUCCCGGUACCCUUCCACCUCCAGGAUUCUUCGCACCUCCUGACUUUCAAGCACCACCUCAAGGAUUCCCAGUUCCUCCCGGUACCCUUCCACCUCCUGGAUUCUUCGCACCUCCUGACUUUCAAGCACCACCGCAAGGAUUCCCAGUUCCUCCCGGUACCCUUCCACCUCCUGGAUUUUUCGCACCUCCUGAUUUUCAAGCCCCGCCUCAAGGAUUUCCAGUUCCUCCUGGCACCCUUCCACCUCCUGGAUUCUUCGCACCACCUGACUUUCAAGCACCACCGCAAGGAUUCCCAGUUCCUCCCGGUACCCUUCCACCUCCUGGAUUCUUCGCACCACCUGACUUUCAAGCCCCGCCUCAAGGAUUCCCAGUUCCUCCUGGCACCCUCCCACCUCCUGGAUGGUUCACACCUCCCAGCAACCUACCACCCCCUGGCUUUCCAGUUCCUCCUGGCACCCUCCCACCUCCUGGAUUUUUUGCUCCUCCUGAUUUUCAAGCCCCACCUCAAGGAUUUCCAGUACCUCCUGGCACCCUUCCACCUCCUGGAUGGUUCACACCUCCCAGCAUCCUACCACCCCCUGGCUUUCCAGUUCCUCCUGGCACCCUUCCUCCUCCUGGAUUUUUCGCUCCUCCUGAUUUUCUAGCUCCACCUCAAGGAUUUCCAGUGCCUCCUGGCACCCUUCCACCUCCUGGAUGGUUCACACCUCCCGGCACCCUCCCGCCCCCUGGCUUUCCAGUUCCUCCCGGCACCCUUCCUCCCCCAGGAUUCUUCACACCUCCUGGAUUCCCAGCUCCUCCCCUUGGUCCACCCCCACCUCCAGGUCCUCCAGCACCACCCAAGAGCACUCUGCCUCCAGCAGAAGGUCCCGCUCCUUUCUUCAUUACGUCGACUUACGCACUGGCGGCUGCACCAAUUUCAGUGAUUUACGCACAAGUGAUAAUUGCCCUGGCUUCAGUUUUAGUGACAGCUGUCGCUUUGGCUCUGUAGGAGCUGUAGAACUCAUUCAAUGAAUUCAUUCAAUGGAACAGUUUUCGUACACACACAUAGGAUAGAAAACGAAGAACAAGCUGAAGCAUAGCUGCACUAGCUUUUAGUCGGAUUCUCUCCAAUUGAGACCACAUUGGUCUAGAGAGCGUCUUGAACAUUCCCUUGUUUGGAAUCAAGAACUUUGAGGUCGACCUGAUUGCGGCAACCAGUACAGUAGAAUAAAUUUCCAAGCUUAGUUUUACCUUUAAUUCAUAAAGUGCUUCCCUAGAGCAUCAUUAAGCCUGCAGCAGUAGCUGCUGCCUGAAUCUCGGGUUUAUCGGUACCAGAAGUAUUACCCCAGGUCAACAUCCCCGUUCCUACAGAACUUUAACGUAGAUAUGUUUAGUUCUGUGGCCAGCCAUCUGAAUGCAGGCUGUGCUGCAAGCUAGAAAUUCAUUCUUCGAGUCAGUCAUUGUGGAACUCCUCCCUGUCCGGGAAAUUUGAGUAAAGUGCAGAGUUCUCUUGCAUCAGACACC